AUGUAUGUUAAUAAUGUGCCGGAUCUCAACAUAUGCAAGAGAGAAAUUACAAUUAUGAAAGAGUUAUCUGGGCACAAGAACGUUGUGAGCUAUUUGGAUUGCGCUGUUAACUCUAUAAGUGAUAACGUUUGGGAGGUACUCAUUCUUAUGGAGUACUGUCGAGCUGGGCAAGUUGUGAAUCAGAUGAAUCAGCGUCUGCAGACAGGCUUUACUGAGUCAGAAGUAAUGAGAAUAUUUUGUGAUACCUGUGAAGCUGUUGCCCGGUUGCAUCAGUGCAAAACGCCUAUAGUUCACCGGGAUCUAAAGGUGGAGAACAUACUGUUAAACGAUAGCGGGAACUAUGUUCUCUGUGAUUUUGGCAGUGCCACUAACAAAUAUCUUAAUCCUCAAAAAGAUGGUGUUAAUGUGGUUGAAGAAGAAAUUAAAAAGUAUACAACACUAUCGUACAGAGCUCCCGAAAUGAUCAAUCUUUAUGCAGGAAAACCAAUUACUACCAAGGCAGAUAUCUGGGCACUUGGCUGCUUGCUGUAUAAACUUUGUUUCUUUUCGCUUCCCUUUGGCGAAAGUCAAGUUGCUAUUUGCGAUGGAAGCUUUACCAUUCCGGACAAUUCCCGAUACUCUCAUAGUAUACACUGUUUGAUAAGAUAUAUGCUCGAACCUGAUCAAGAACAGAGACCUGAUAUCUUUCAAGUAUCUUUCUUUGCCUUUAAACUUGCCAAAAAGGAUUGUCCAGUGUCUAAUAUUAAUAAUUCUCCUGUCCCUUCAACUCUUCCUGAACCCAUGACAGCUAGUGAGGCAGCUGCUAGAAAAAGCCAAAUAAAAGCAAGAAUAACAGAUACUGUUGGACCAACAGAAACCUCAAUUGCACCGCGACAGAGACCAAAGGCCAAUUCAAGCACUGCCACUUCUAGUGUGCUGACGAUCCAGAGCUCAGCAACUCCAGUCAAAGUACAAGUUCCUGGUGAAUUAGGUAAUCGUGGGCAAAAAGGAACCACGAGACCAGGGAAUGGACAAGAAAUCUUACAGUCCCAAGGGACCAACCAGCACCCCCCGCAGCAGAACAGGGUUCUUCAGCAGCUGCAGCAGGGGGACUGGAGACUACAGCAGCUACACCAUUUACAUCACCAGCAGCAGCAGCCUACGAUGCAGGAUGCUUAUAUUCAGCAGUAUCAACAAGCAAUGCACCAGCAGAUGGUCCAACAGCAGCUGUUGAUGCAGUCUGUGUACCAGCAGCAACCUUCCCAAUCUCAGUAUCCUGCUAUGGUGCAGCAAUAUCAGCAGGCUCUCCUACAGCAGCAGAUGCUUGCUCAGCAGCAACAGCGGUCGCAACAGGCGCAAUCUCCUGAAUAUAUCACUUCGCCACAAGACUUCUCACCAGCCUUAAUCUCCUACCCUGGGUCACUUCCAGCGCAUGCUGGAACAGUGGCAGAUUCUCCCUACCCGGCAAGCAGGUCAGGUGUUCCUGAUGCUGAAGCAAUUGCCAGUUACCCAAAGCAGAGCAUCAAUAACCCACCUGAUAUGUCGGGCUGGAACCCAUUUGGAGAGGACAAUUUUUCCAAGUUGACAGAGGAGGAGCUCCUGGACAGAGAAUUUGACCUGCUAAGAUCAAACAGGCUGGUGGACAGGAGAGCAUCUUCAGAUAAGAAUGUGGAGCCACAUUCUGCUCCACAGAAAAAUCCUCCUGAAGAUCCCUUUGGUUCUGUUCCUUUCAUUUCUCACCCAGGUUCUCCUGGAAAACAAGCAGAUAACUCAGCCAACAACCAAGGAAAUAACUUAGGGACCCCAACCAAGGCUGGAAAACUGAGCCAUGCUUUUAGAGAUCCCCGGCCAGGAAGGAAAACUGCAGAGGGACAAGUGACAAAAGGUGGUGAUGAGUCAGAGAGUGAUUUUGAAUCUGAUCCUCCUUCUCCCAAGAGCAGUGAAGAAGAAGAAGAACAGGAGGAUGAAGAAGUCCUGCAAGGAGAGAAUGGAGACUUCAAUGACGACAAUGAUACAGAACCAGAGAAUUUAGGCCACCGACCUCUCCUCAUGGACUCUGAGGAAGAGGUGGAGGAAGAGGAGGAAGAGAAGCAAAGUUCUGACUCCGAUUCUGAUCGUACCAAGCAAAAAUCUGUGGAAGGGCUUCUGAGCAGUAGGUUCAGGGAUGGUGUGGGCAGCGGUGAAAUCAAAGAACCCAGUUCAAUGCAUACGUCCUUGUCUGAGGUGCCAAGUACUGUAAUCAAGGUGAAUCCUGGCCAAGAAUUUGACGUGUUCGGGGCAGUGCCCUUCUUCACUCUGCAGCCUCAAGCAAGAGAGAAGAUGAACAAAGAUGCCUCUUCUCAGAUGGCUUUUUCCGGCCUGAACCAAGAGCAGGAUGACUUUGAUGUUUUCACAAAAGCCCCCUUCAGCAAAAAGGUGUCUCAGCAAGAUGGCCAGGUGGCAGGAACUGAGCCUCUGCUCUCCCCCACCUCUCCACGGAGCGUCGAUAUUUUUGGCUGCACCCCAUUUCAGCCUUCCCUUCUCCCCAAGACUGGUGGGAGUAAAGAGGACCUGUUUGGGCUGGUGCCUUUUGAAGAGAUCACGGGGAGUCAACAGCAGCAGCAGAAGGUGAAGCAGCAGCGUAACCUGCAGAAGCUUUCCUCCCGCCAAAGGCGCAUGAAACAGGAGGUCUCGAAGAACAACGGGAAGCGCCACCACGGCACCCCAACCACCACGAAGAAGGCGUUGAAACCGAGCUACCGCACCCCUGAGAGAGCCCGCAGGCACAAGAAAGCAGGCCGCAGGGACUCGCAGAGCAGCAACGAGUUCCUGACUAUCUCGGACUCCAAAGAGAACAUAAGCGUUGCGCUGACUGACAGCAAAGAUCGAACCAAUCCUCUGCAGACAGACGAGAGUCUGCUGGAUCCUUUCGGAGCUAAACCCUUCCACCCACCGGACUUGAUGCGGCAUCCCCAGCAUCAAGGGUUUGGUGACAACCGCGGGGAUCACGGCACGGUAGUAGUGGCGGGUAGACCUAGGCAGAGCUCCUUGCACGGAGCCAUUCACGGCAAUGACGGCCUGAAAACAGAUGACUUUGGUGCAGUACCCUUUACGGAACUGGUUGUGCAGAGUGCGCAGAGCCAGCAGCAACAGGCGCUGGAGUUAGAUCCCUUUGGAGCAGCUCCGUUUCCUUCCAAACAGUAA
This is a messenger RNA of Fulmarus glacialis (Northern fulmar), 3162 nucleotides long. RefSeq names its product BMP2 inducible kinase (gene BMP2K). Gene Ontology annotation, molecular function: ATP binding; protein kinase activity. NCBI's taxonomy places the organism in Eukaryota, Metazoa, Chordata, Aves, Procellariiformes, Procellariidae. The record is from RefSeq and is a predicted model, not a curated record. The transcript has 15 exons. Gene Ontology annotation, biological process: protein phosphorylation. Bases 1 to 3162 code for a protein of 1053 amino acids.